This is a messenger RNA of Trypanosoma brucei brucei TREU927, 468 nucleotides long. RefSeq lists its product as hypothetical. The record is from RefSeq and is a predicted model, not a curated record. The transcript has a single exon. Bases 1 to 468 code for a protein of 155 amino acids. Lineage: Eukaryota; Euglenozoa; Kinetoplastea; Trypanosomatida; Trypanosomatidae.
AUGAGGCGAUGCUGCGAACGGAUGAUGUUGACGACGACUGGCAUUGUGUUUCCCAAGACACCACUCACGAACUAUUUUCCCAACUUCAUAGUAACCGAAGUCCGUCGUGUUGACCACCCUCCUUCCCCAUCCAAAUCGGUUUGUGUGGCGCCGUUUUCGUGUUCCUCUUUCCGUUACAAAAGGCAGCAUACGCUUUUUUCUUUUACAUAUUUAUUCAUAGGUUCAUCUACACAUCUCUCCGCUAUUGUGGUGAGUAUUUUGGGCAGCUCUGCGUACAGUUACCCUUGUCCUCCCCGCAUAAAAGCGAACGGCGAGCGGAGGCAGGAAGAGUAUAGGACUUGUGGUGGCGGUGUUGACGGCAAGCAGGUGCAGUACCGGUGGCGAAGUCCAGUUGCGCAACUCUACACCCCGCCCCUCCCACUGCAAGGGUCAAGACAACUGAGUGUGAAACGACGUCAAAAACUUUAG